Messenger RNA from Macrobrachium nipponense, 3853 nucleotides. RefSeq lists its product as uncharacterized. Gene Ontology annotation, biological process: regulation of transcription by RNA polymerase II. Lineage: Eukaryota; Metazoa; Arthropoda; Malacostraca; Decapoda; Palaemonidae. The coding region runs from base 287 to 3853 and encodes 1188 amino acids. The record is from RefSeq and is a predicted model, not a curated record. The transcript is spliced from 14 exons.
UACUUAGGUACAGACCGUAGUUCACAUCGCCAUGGUAACGAGUUACUAGUCCUAUCAUCCUAUGCAUCGGUCAAAGGUGUCGUUUACCCCAAUCCUCUUGAACAUGGUCACACCUUGAAGCUAAAAUUCUUGUGUAUAUAAAUUUGAAUGUGUAAUUGUCAGUGGCAUAUGUCGUGAAUAUUCCUUGUGAGUGUCACUGGGAGUGGCCUGUGCAGCCUGUCAUCCUUCUAAGGAAGGAAUAGCGUGCGAAUAAUUUGCUGCUCCUAACACAGCAGACGCCGCAAACAUGGCGGACAAAAACAAAGCCAGUAAGAGCGAUGCAGUGGGAUUAUUUUUAAGUGCCAUGGUUGAUCGAGAGCCAGGAAAGAGGAAAGUUAAGCCAUCAAAAGCAGCUCUCAUUGAUCUUGCAGAAUUAGAUUUAGGUGAGAGUUCAGAUGACAGUGAUUUUAAUGUUGAUGAAGCCAAACUCAAUGAUGAUGAUGACAUAUCCAUAAAUAGUGAUCCUGAUGCUAUGGAUAACGAUGACGAUGAUGAUGAUGGUGAAGAUGACGAGGAAGAGGAUGAGGAAGAGGAAAGUGAAGGAGACGUAGCACUACCCCCUGUUAAUGAUAAAAAUCUUAGUGUUUCACAGCUCUUGGAAAGAGCUAGGAAAACUCAGGCUCUGGAGAUGGAAAAGGGGAUAGAGCGUCCUAGAAUUCUGGUAUGCUCUGUGUGCCUUGGUGACCAUUCAGAUGACCUGAAUGAAAUUGUGACUUGUGAUGGUUGUAGUGUAUCUGUUCAUGAAGGCUGCUAUGGCAUUAGUGACUCGGUGUCUGUGUCAAGCACAGUUUCUUCAAGUUCAACAGAACCUUGGUUUUGCGAUGCCUGUAAAGCUAGUGUUGACCAGCCACCCUGUGAAUUAUGUCCAAAUUUAGGUUAUACCAUUUUCAAAGAAACAGAAAUGGGACGUUGGGUCCAUCUUGUGUGUGCCUUGUACAUCCCUGGUGUAGCUUUUAGUGAAGUUGAUAAGUUGUCUUUCCCAACCUUAUUCGAGAUGCCAUACAACAAAUGGGGUUCCAAAACUUGUUCACUUUGUGAAGAUGAACGUUUUUCAAAAACUGGUGUUUGUAUCGGUUGCGAUGCUGGGAUGUGUCGUGAAUAUUUCCACGUAACAUGUGCACAGCGAGAGGGCCUGUUGUCUGAGGUAAAUCAUGGGGAAGCUGAUCAAGCAGAUCCUUAUUAUGCCCAUUGCAAAUUACAUACAGAUAGAGAGCUCAUUAGACGAAGGAAACGAAACUGGUUGGCGUUGCAGCUGCAUAUGAAACAGAAUGAGGCAGACAAAUCAGGAACAAGUCAGGAAAUUCAAGAUCGCAUUCAGCGCAAGCUUGGGCGAUAUCGAGAUAAAUAUCUUUUUAAUAAGAAUAACAGACCUACCCCAUGGUACCCAACACAGAAAAUGCCCAGGGCAUUGUCCACUUCUGCUUCACUGUUCCGUUCACUUUUGCGGAAAACUGAACUCAUGGGGUUGAGUACAGAAUCACAGGCGAUGCAGUCAGCUGAAGUUGGUGAUAUAAGAAAGAAGUGGCACAUUCCUCCAGCUUUCAAUGUGGAAUUUAUAAGUUAUUAUUUGGACCGAACAAAUCGCUUAUCAGAAAUGAAAGACCGUUUAGAUCAACUUCUAACAGAAAAUAGGCAGUUGACUGAAGAAGAAGUGGAACUUAGAGCCAAAUUUAAUGUUAUGGAAAAAGAAUGUGAACAUAUGAAGUCAGAAAAUGAUAUGUUACUCAACAAAGCUUUGGAACUUCAUGAUCUCUUGAAAGGUUUGGCAGGACGACCCCUUCCUCUUCCUCCAGUUGUAGCAGCUUUACAUAACCCUCCGAGUCCACCAUUACCUACAAGACCUCUACCAAAAGGAAGCUUACGAACACCUAUCAUGACCAAGGCAGCUGCGAAGAUGAUGAUGACGAACAAGUUCCUCCAGUGGAGGUUAUCUGCAUAUGUUCCACUAACCUGUUGUAUUGCAUUUCCAGAAUCUGUUCCAACUGGUCUGUCAUUGAAUCGAUGCCGUGUUUGUCAGCAGAUGAAAGAACAACACCUGUUGAUAGAGUGUGAUACCUGUGGCCAUUAUUAUCAUCUUUCAUGCCUGGAUCCUCCCCUUACUCGAAUGCCAAAGAAGACAAAACAGAUGGGAUGGCAGUGCUCAGAUUGUUGUAAAUCUGAUUCAGAUAAAGCAUCAGAAGUGGAUACUGCUGCACCUAGAAGGUUGCGUAGAAACAUUAAAGAACCUGCAAAGUUCUCCCCAUCAGUUGGUUAUGAAUCCAAAAAUGACCUAGAAAAGGGCCAUCAUUUAAAUCAUGCUGGUGCUGGUACAGCUAAUGAACAUUCAAAUGAUGAAAGUGGCCCUGUGCAUUUGUAUCAUCCUGGUGUAGCUUCUCUUACCAGUGAUCCAGUAGUCACAAAUUCAGGUCCUGCAGGGACAAAGAGAAAAUUGAGCACUGAUAACAAGAAAGGUGGCAUAAAGAAGAGAAGGAAAUCACAGGGAGAGUUUGAAACUUAUGGAGAUGAAAUGGAUGUGGGAGAUAAACCUCUGGACGUCAGCACAUCUCAGAACAAAGAGUCUUCAACUAAUGCCCUGGUUGCUCCUCUGAAUAAUGUUAUUUCUCAGGAAAAAGAAAUGUCAGGCCUGACAGCAUCAACUCAGUCACCAAUACCUGCAUCAUUAUCCCCUGCUCAACCUGUUAGUUGCUCUGCCUCGUCAAUGUCAACAAUAACUGUAACUGCAGAGGUAAAUUCAUCUUCACAAGCUCAGAUAGAGGGAUCUACAUCUGUAGAUGGGAACUCAACCUCUUCACCCUCAAGAUCCCGAAGACAACCUUGUGAUACUACAGUUGCUCCUUCACCAGUUAAGCUUUCAUCUCCUACUCGUGGUCGAAGAAGUCAGAUAGAUUCCGGUGCUGACUUGAAUGCUCAUGAUGUUCACUCACAUAUACCUGCAUCAACCAAUGGUGAAGUAGUAGCACCUACAGUAACAGCAGUUACAACAGCAUCAGUCAACUUACCAACUUCUACUUCAGUCAGCUUGCCAACAUCUACUUCAGUUAAUCUACCAACUUCUACUUCAGUUAAUGUACCAACUUCUACUUCAGUUAAUAUACCAGCAUCCAUAACCGAGACCACAGAUUCUUACCCUCGGCGACGUGGCGUUCCUAACAUUCACCUGGAAACCAAUGCUGAAGCACUACCAUCAGCAUCUCUUAAUUCUCCUACUUCAGAAUCAUUUCAUAGUGCUGAGGAUGAUCCAAAUUCUCCUCGUAAGGAAAAGAGACAUAGAGAUGGAAGUAAAAAGAAAAAAAAGGAUAAAGAUAAAGACAAGGAACAAAAAAAGAAGAAGCAUCACCAUCGUGAUAAACAUGGAUUGGGAGAGAUGGCUUCUGAAAUGGUCACUCCUGUUAGAAUUAAGAUAAAGCCGCUUCCUCCUCGACCUCUUGAUGAUGCACCUGUGUCAUUACCUUUAUCUAGCCCUCUUAAUUCAAACAAUACCACAACUAUUGGUUCUCACACUCCUACAGUGAAUUCUACAACAGCAGUAACAUCUGGUGUUACAAGUGCUCCUUAUCAAACUGUCACUCCCCCAGCUGGAUAUCCACCUCUCCCACCUGGUUAUACAUUAACUCAGCCCAUGGCACCACCACCAACAACAACAGUUCCCACUUCCAUUGCAAGCCACACAGCUCAUCUUCAGAGUUCUGUUUCUCAGCCAACAACAGUCAGUAUGGUAAGACAUUUGUUCAGGCCUCAAGUUUCUUGUGUUAUAAGUUUUGUUUUUGACACUUCAUUCAUUAUUAAUGUAGUGUUUUGUUUCAAAGACAUAUAA